Molecule: messenger RNA, 628 nt
Organism: Aphanomyces invadans
Lineage: Eukaryota; Oomycota; Saprolegniomycetes; Saprolegniales; Verrucalvaceae
Exons: 2
Coding region: 218-628 (136 amino acids)
Source: RefSeq, a predicted model, not a curated record
GGUCCAGCUACAACCCCACUGCCCCCGGUCAACAGAGGGCAUCUAGACAGACUCCCGCCCAUGCGAAGACUGCCUCAGCGGACCAGCCCAAUGCUGUUCAUUUGGGCAAGCGCGACAUGUGGAAUGCGCCAGGGCGUUGCUUCCAUGUUUCAACAGUGUGUGUGGCUGAAUAGAGCGAUUGCUGGGGGCUACCAAGUGGUUAAGACUGAUCCAAGACAUGUGCCUCUUUGCAUGCAACGUCGUGCUGCUCCUGCUCGAGUCGCACCUUCGAAAGCACGUCCAUCGGGCAUUCCAGUUGGCGACAGCAUUUCAGGAUGAGUUGGAAAGACCGCUCGUUGCGUUGUGGGCGCACUUGGAAACUGCCAAGGGCAGUUUGUACGGCAAUACGGUCACGACAAAUGCUCAAGGCGGCGCUGUGUUCAACAAAGCAAUCGACCUGCUCGAACUGAAUGCCCCCACCGAAGGACCUGCCUCGACAAUCGAGGAUUUCCUCUUGACGCUUCUCAAGGGGCUUAUGCACCCGAUUUACGACUUCGGCUUGCAAAAGUCGUGCUGGGCCAACGCAUCCCCACUCCUAGACUCGCUCGCGUCGAUGGAAGACCCCGCCCACUGGAACGCCAUGCCAUAA